Alosa sapidissima (American shad) is the source of this 3125-nucleotide messenger RNA. RefSeq names its product acid-sensing ion channel 4-A-like. The coding region runs from base 948 to 2642 and encodes 564 amino acids. Gene Ontology annotation, biological process: sodium ion transmembrane transport. The transcript is spliced from 10 exons. The record is from RefSeq and is a predicted model, not a curated record. Gene Ontology annotation, cellular component: membrane. NCBI's taxonomy places the organism in Eukaryota, Metazoa, Chordata, Actinopteri, Clupeiformes, Clupeidae. Gene Ontology annotation, molecular function: ligand-gated sodium channel activity.
CAGCGCAGUAUCGAGAGCGUGUCAAAGUGAGGAGUCAUCGAACACUUCCUCCACUCUUUCUUUCCCCCUCUCUAUCUCUCUCCUUCUCUCUCUCUUUCUCUCACACUCUCUCUCUCUCGGUCUCUUUCUGCUACAUUCGUUGCUCGGGCGGGACUGGGACUUUGGCGGCACACGGAGGGACCUAGACACCUGGAGGACUGGACUGAGUAGGGAGGAGCAGCUGCCGAGAGACUCCCUGCGCUUCUCUCUGCCUCUUCCUCUCUUUGCUGGAAGUUGCCUGCGAACGAGAAGCUAGCAAGGGAGGCAGUGCACCUGCGCCUCCUCUCUCUCUCUUUCUAUCUAUCUACCUCUCUCUCUCUCUCUCUCUCUCUCUCUCUCUGGAGCAAACGUGCGCGCAGAAGAACAGAGCACGGCAGGGAAAAAAAGGAGGAGGGGAGAACAGAGACGGCAAAACAGCAGAGACAAAGAAGAACAAGAGGGUAAGUGAAGAGUCCAAGGAGAGUAAAAAAGUGUAGUGAAAGGAAGAAGAAACUUGAGAUAUUAAAGCAGGAAAAAAUAGAAAAUUAGGGGGAACCACUGAGGUUCAGUGAGAGAGGAUCAGUACCAAAAAAGGAGGAAGAUCAGGUGGAUAAAGAACAGCAGUGGAGAUCAGCCAAAGUAUAGAUGACAAAGGAUCAGCUUGAAUCAGUUCAUGAUCAGAGCAGCAUUUGGAGGAGACGGAAGGGGAGUAGGAGUCCAGGUGCAAGACUACAGGCAGCCAAAUCAAACAGAGAGACAGAGGGAGAGAGGCUGUUUUGACUGUCAGCUCAGUGAAGGGCAGAUUUGAGGAGUAGACUCCGUGCUGCGAUAGGAAGGACAAAUCAGUCACCACGGAGCGGCCGGCAGGAGAGAGCGUGCUGCCAGGGGUGUCUGCCAACCUCCCCGCAGACGCCACCCUGGCUGCCCAGAUGCCCAUAGAGUUCGUCUGCAAGAUCAAGUUCACCGAGGGGGACGUCAUGGCCCAGAGAGUGCCCGUGCCCAUGACCGUGCCAGGCGGAGGCGUGCCCGUGCCCGCCAAGGAGACCUGUGCCCGCUCGGCCGCCGUGGCGAGCCUCCCAACCUUCGCCGGCGCGUCCUCGCUCCACGGCAUCGACCACGUGUUUGUGUCGGGACGGCUCGGUGUGCGCCAGGUGGUGUGGGCGCUGGCCUUCGUGGCAUCGCUGGCCCUCUUUCUGUACCAGGCGGCCAAGAGCGCCGUGGCGUACCUGGAGCACCCGCACGUGGCGGCCAUGGGCGAGGAGGCCGGCGGGCGCGACAUGCUCUUCCCCGCCGUCACGCUCUGCAACGUCAACCGUUUCCGUUUCUCGGCGCUCACCGACGCCGACAUCUACCACCUGGCCAACCUCACAGGCCUGCCGCCCAAGAACCGUGCCGGGCACCGGCCCGGAGACCUGGAGUACCCGGCACCGGACAUGCUGGACAUCUUCAACCGGACCGGCCACCAACUGGAGCACAUGCUCAAGAGCUGCAACUUCAGUGGACAGAACUGCACAGCCAAGGACUUCAACGUGGUGUACACACGCUAUGGGAAAUGCUACACCUUCAACGGCAACAAAACGGCACCGAAACGAGCGAGGCAGGGUGGUAUGGGCAACGGACUCGAGAUGAUGCUAGACAUAGAACAGGAUGAAUACCUGCCUAUCUGGAGGGAGACAAAUGAGACCUCUUUAGAGGCAGGAAUCAGGGUGCAGAUCCACAGUCAGGAUGAACCCCCUUACAUCCACCAGCUGGGCUUCGGAGUCUCCCCAGGCUUCCAGACGUUUGUGUCCUGCCAGGAACAGAGGCUGACCUACCUGCCCCAGCCGUGGGGUAACUGCCGGGCGACCUCCGAGCAGGUGAUGCCGGGCUAUGACACCUACAGCAUCAGUGCCUGCCGCCUCAGCUGUGAGAGUGCCCAGGUGAUGGCAGAGUGCAACUGCAGGAUGGUGCAUAUGCCAGGGGAAGCUGCCAUCUGCCCUCCCAGCAAAGUGAAGUGUGUGGACAAAGCUCUGGCCUCCCUACAGAAGAAUGAGGGAGACAUAUGUCCCUGUGAGACGCCUUGCAAUGUCACGCGUUAUGGGAAGGAGCUCUCCAUGGUCAAAAUCCCCAGUCGGGGGUCUGCACGAUACUUGUCCCGCAAAUACGACAAGACUGAGGAGUAUAUCAAAGAUAACUUCCUGGUGUUGGACAUCUUCUUUGAGGCUCUGAAUUAUGAAAAGAUCGAGCAGAAGAAAGCCUACGAUGUGGCCGGAUUGUUAGGUGACAUUGGCGGACAGAUGGGUCUCUUCAUCGGAGCGAGCAUUCUCACUAUUUUAGAGAUUAUUGAAUAUAUCUAUGAGGUGAUCAAGUACAAACUAAAGAGACUCUUCAGACCACGCAAGUCCCAGCGGAACCAGAACCAAAACCAGAUCCCGUGCUUGCAGAACCACACAGAGCAGAACUUGCGGACCCAGCUCACAGAUGGCACCAUAGCAACGGUCAGGCUAGAGGACGUCAAGGCCAAGGAAGCGAGUGAAAUUACUUUAGCUCACCAGCAGGGGGUGUACCCAAACUCAGCUCUACCCAACCACCACCACCACCUCCUCCACCACCACCAGCAGACUCAGCAGGACUACUCCUAUUAGCAUCACGCCCACCAUCCACCCGUCUGGUUCUGCCACCCUGUGUGUGUGUGUGUGUGUGUGUGUGUGUGUGUGUGUGUGUGUGUGUGUGUGUGUGUGUCUUUUGCCUUCUCUCCUGGUGGACUUCACUGACUUCAUGGGCCUAUCUAGACACCUGGUGUUUUACAGUCUCUUGGUGUCGUGAGCAGAACCCCCCCCCAACACCUCUGCUAUCUGCUCUUGCAAAUGGAUUGGGCUUAACCACUGGAUCCUUCAGAGGAGAGAUGGCAGAGAGUUCCAGCACAAGUGACUACUUCAGAAGAGCCUAUUCACGUGGACUCUGUGUUAUAUACUUACACACUGUAUAAAACGUACAUGCUUUAUGUCCUUUUCAUUUUGACGUCACACACACACACACACACACAAAUUCACACUUAUCAAUAUUUCUCUUUCAUGGACACGUGGCCUGUGUAAUCUAAACAACAGCAACAACAACAACAACAACAA